GGUUCCGGUCCGGGCAGGUUCCGGUGUCCGGGGGGUUCCGGUCAGGGCAGGUUCCGGUGGGGUCAGUGUUGAAUGUGAAGAUGGCGGCGGCGCUGGGACUCGGGGUCCGCGGUUUGCGGCAGGUGUUGAUAGUGAGGUCGGGGUUUCAAGCAGUGUCUCUCACCACCAAGGCUACAGCUCCACAAAAGAAGAAGAAAGUUAAGGGAGCUGAGGCUGCUGAGGUCUUGAGCAGAGAUUCCCACAUUCAGUCGGCCGAGAUAACUAGCACAGAGCGAGCAAACCUCUUAGCCAAGAAAACAGUGCUGCUCUUUCCCAAGAAAACUCCUGACUCCUUAUUGGGAGAGGCACUCAACUCCACAACCAGCGCUGCAGGAGGUGAUGUGUGGUCGCCAGCAGCCAGUGCAGAACCUGUGGCUGAGAAAUCAGCUGCUGAGGAAGUGUCCAGCCCUAGCUCUGACUCCAGCUCUGACUCCAGCUCCGACUCCAGCUCUGACUCUGAUGAAGAAACCAUGACUGAAGAAGCUAUAAAGACACCAGCUGAAUUUUCGAAGCCAGAUUCUGUACUGAGUGGUGCUGACUGGACAAGGGAAAGGGCAGACGGGGACCGAGGAAGACUGGUUACAGAGCCAAAGGAAUUAUCUGGAGCUGCCAAAGUCCCAGUCUCCAAAGAUUCGACUUGCACGGAGCUGAGUAAAGGGAAAGGGAGAGAGACACGAGCUGCACAGGGAAGCCAGGACUUACCAAGCAGUGCUGUCUGUGAUAGGGCUGAAGCUACAGUAACAGCACCAGAAGCAAGCGUCCCACCAAGAAACACUUUAACAACUCAAGAAACAACAGCAAGUAGCCCACCAAGAGAACUGGCCCUCUCAGCACAGGGGGAGAGUCAAUCACCACAAUAUAAUUCAGCUGCAGAGACAACUCCAGAAUCUAUUGAGUCAGCUUCAGCUGAGACACUGCACGAGUCAGUGGGAAAGCCUGUGGAGGAGCCUGACAAGGAAGUAUUGGACACUUCCACUUACAAGAACACCCAGCACCAUGAUUACAACCCACUAACCUUCAUAGACAUGGAUGUGGACAUGGCAAAGUACAGAUUACCUCAGCCCUCCUCAGGAAGAAUAACCCCUCGUCACUAAGUCUUUGCAUACUGUGUUCUUCUGAAGCCUCAGUACCCUACAGCAUGUCCAGAACCUGAGAUGGAGCUAACCAUAAAUAAAAAACAAAUCUCAUCUUCA
Messenger RNA from Hemiscyllium ocellatum (epaulette shark), 1232 nucleotides. RefSeq names its product NADH:ubiquinone oxidoreductase subunit V3 (gene ndufv3). Gene Ontology annotation, biological process: mitochondrial ATP synthesis coupled electron transport. NCBI's taxonomy places the organism in Eukaryota, Metazoa, Chordata, Chondrichthyes, Orectolobiformes, Hemiscylliidae. The record is from RefSeq and is a predicted model, not a curated record. Gene Ontology annotation, cellular component: mitochondrion. Bases 81 to 1133 code for a protein of 350 amino acids. The transcript has 4 exons.